UUAUGUCAUAUAUGGUACACUUUAAUUAUAUACCAUAGAUAAAUAAAUUUAUUCAUACAUUAUAUAUUUUUUUUGGUUUUCUAAGGUUAAGAAUCUCUAUAAAAUAUUGAAUGAUGAUUCUUUUGAUGAAUUUAGAUAUCACCAACAUUUGUUCAAAACAAUGAAACAAUUUGUCUUGCAACAAAAACCUGACAAUGUUUGCCCGUUAUGUCCUUUGCAGAGUGAAACUGAUACUGACAAGAAUGUUGCCAUUGAGUGCAUGGAUGGAUGUUUUGGGCUUGUGAGAAAAAAGUCUGCUGGUGCGAAUCUUUUACCUGCCAGACACAAUGGUACAUUUUUUGCCAAUCAGGAUGAUGUCGAUAGCUUUGUUGAUGACAACUCAAAGAAGGCAAAGCAAGCCCCUACUGAUUGCAAUGAAUUUAAAUCUGGUGAGGUUAGUAACAUGUUACGAUCCAAAGGAAGAAAUAAGCUUUUUGACGAGAAGGGAGUGUUUGGUAGAGUAUGCAGACAUGAAUACCCAAGGGGAUUUAUGAGUAUCAAACAUGGAGAAAGGAUAGCAUAUUCAGUGUAUGAGGUUAAAAAGCUUCUGUGUCAUUAUGAUGAGGAUACUGAUGUUAAAAUAAUGUAUGACAUUGCAUGUACUUUGUCUGCCCACCUAAAGAAAAACGAAGAGCAUACCAUUCUUGGACGCAUUGACUUGGCAAUUCCUGUUUUCCAUGCAUAUGGACAUAAAUCUUCUUGCCAGGUUGCUUUUGGUCCUAGAAGAAAGGAGGGAUUUGGCCUUACUGACGGUGAAGGAAUUGAAAGACUUUGGUCUUACCUCAGAGGAUUUUCAUCAAUGACAAAGGAAAUGACAGCUGGUCGAAGGGUUGACGUAUUAACAGAUGCGCUUCUUCACCAUGCAAGACAUCGUCUUCUACAGUUUGGUCCGGCAUUGUUGUCUAAAAUGCAAAAAACAAAGAAACUAAUGGAAAACUCAGUAGUACAGUUGGAGGAGAUCUUUUCAGAUUUAAAAGUUUCCUAUGGUACUGAUGUAAUUAACUCUUGGAUGAAAGCAGAAGAGAAUAUGUUGUUAAUGAGAGGCAAGAGAAAACCAUCGCCCAUGUCGUGGGAGGCUAAAUACGUACAGAACUUAGUUUUCUUGCAGGAACUGAGACAAGGCAUUGCUUCAACAGAAGCUGAAAAUCAUGAAACCAUAAACGAGCUUGUAAAGAGGAAGAAAGCGAUUUUAAAAAUUGUCAUGGGAAUUGAAAAAAGCUACAAGGUUCACCCAAGAUGGAGAAUGGGCGAGGAGAAAUUCAACGUGGCAGCAUUGUCUGUUCUUCGGGAUAGGCGAAACCAAGCAUUAGAAAAAUUAUACUCACUUGCAGUCGAACGUAUGUUCUUAUUAAAUUUGAAGCGAAAAUAUGCAGACGGCCAAGCAAUUGCAGAGAAAGUUUCUAAGCAGAUAACACAAAGGACGAAUUCUGCUAAAGUAGUUGUUGAAAAGUACAACGCUAGCCUUGCUGCUUGGAAAGACAAUGUAACUGGGUUGCCAGAAGAGCUAGAGUUUGACAAGGUAAAAGAUCCAGAAUCCGACCUAUAUAAGGAUUUCAGAGAAAGCACUUUGAGUGAGGAUCAAGUUCCAUAUUCUGUGAAGAAAAGCGCAAUAGAUUUGCAUAAUUUCAUCGAAAGAUGCAAGGAGGAAACAAGUUAUUUGAAAACUGAAAUGUGUAGGCUUGUUACGUAUCACCAAACCCAAAAGUCAAGUUUUUUAGAAUGGCUGAAGGACAACAAUGACUCGUCAUCAACCGUACUCAUUCGAGGAAUUCGGUGCAUACUUCAAAGAAAGAUUCUGGAAGAGGAAAACAAACUAAUUGUUCUUGGUGCAACGUUUGGCAAUCACCUACCAGAUAAUGUAUCAUCGUCCAUUCCAAAAAUCGAAUGGAGUCAUGAAAGCACCAUGCCCUCUACCAAACACGUUUUCGAGAACUUGGAUCAACUAGAUGACCAAAGGGAACAGAGUGAAGAACAGGACGAUGAGAUAUUGUCAAUUUUAGACAGUUCAGAUGACGAGGUUGAAGAUGAAUCUGAAAUGGAUUUCUAAAUAAAUGCAAAGCUCUCUGUAUCAUUUUGCAUGAUGUUUGAUGUACAUAAUAGGUUUUUUAAUUAUAUAUCUUGUCUAUACAAUCUGAUUUAUUUUUAGUG
Molecule: messenger RNA, 2187 nt
Organism: Dendronephthya gigantea
Lineage: Eukaryota; Metazoa; Cnidaria; Anthozoa; Malacalcyonacea; Nephtheidae
Exons: 13
Coding region: 161-2086 (641 amino acids)
Source: RefSeq, a predicted model, not a curated record